CCUCACUUUUAUAUUUUCUCUUCAUAAUGUCUCUUUAAAGGAGCACUCUGUAGUUUUACAGACAUAUUACUGAGAAGCGAUCAAUCUUCACAUGACUGAACACCGUUUUACUCCGUUUCUUUGUGGCGGACCCUGCCACCUGUCAGUGCUCUCCUUUUUAUAGUUACAUUCUUAAUACAGGACUUUGCUUUUACUUUUAUUUCUACUUUUACUUUACUCAAAAAUACUGUGAUCUUGUUCUGUGGCUGCGUCACUCAUCACGAAGAUCAACGCUAAUCCAAAUUAGUGAUGGAUUAAGACGAUUUUGUAUUUCAGAAUAAGAGCCGCGUGUCCUACCAGCGCGUCCUCAUGAUGUCUGCUGCAGUUGGACCCUCAGUUCUGCUCCUGUCCGCGCGUCUCACCGGUCCUGCUCGUGUUCUGGUGUCUCUUGACGGAUCUCAGCAGAAACGAAACCUAAGCUGCGCCAGAACUGCAGAUUCAUCAGUUUCAGCGCGGUCACAAGCAGAAAUGUAACUUUCAUGGAAAAUGACCGACUUGUCGGUGGUCUCUGUCCCUGUCUGUCCCCCUUCACAAUAAAGUCCCCCCCACUUCCUGUCUGUGAAACAUCACUGUGUUCCCUGAAUAAUCUGAUCAGUCCUGCAGCUCUGAUCAUGGCAGCUCUCACUCGGAUCCUCACUUUUCUCUGUGUCGCAGGUGUUCACCUGUCCUCAGCCUCACCUGUUCUCCGCUCUGCCCUGGUGGUCCGGGCUGGGCAGAACACUUCUCUGACCUGCAACCUGACGUCCAGCAGUGAGGUCACCUGGUACCACCUGCGCUCAGAUCAGCUGCUGCCUCUGCUGACUGUCAGGAUGAAUAAGUUCAGAGAGGAAGAAGUUUAUUUCCACACUGAGGACGACAGACGGAUCAGCAGCGACGGCGCUCUGGAGAACGGCACCGUCGGGCUCGGCAUCCUGCAGGUGGAGCUGACGGACGCCGGGCUGUACUUCUGCAGCGGCCGGUGUGCAGGUGCAGCUGUUUGUGUCAACAGAGGGAUUCACCUGGUCGUCGAUGGAGCUGACGGGGAGACGGCAGCCCGGCAGCCAUGUUGGAGUUUGGGAAUCUGCGUCCUUCCAGCUUCGCUCGUCCUCUGUGUCGUCGCCAUCGUCGGGUUCUACCUGUGCUCAGGUAAACCAGCUGUUUGCAGCUGUAACUCACCGAGCAGCCGUCUGAGUCAGCAGGUCACAGAGGAAGACGCUCUGCACUACUCCAGUCUGAAGCUGGCAGAGAAUCCCCGCCCCUCCAGCCGAGCAGGGACGCGAUUGGUCGAAGAGGACGUCACGUACUCGGCAGUGGCCAAUCGCAAGAACCCAAACGGAUCACGUGACUUCACAUAGACCCGGUUCUUUUCUCGUUUCAUCUUUGUAACAGUCACAAAAUUCAUUUUUUUAAUAAUAUUUUUUAUUUGUUUGUUUAUUUUACAUUUUCAGUUUUUAGUUGAAAAAAGUUCCAGAAGAGUCAAAACUUUCUGGAAUCUUCGUCCUCAAAAAGUGAAAUUCUUCACAUGCAGAAGAAAAACAUCUCUGUUGUUUCUGUGAAUGUAACUUCUUUUUCAUUUGACGUUGAGUUUUAUGUUAUUUUGUCUGUUUUAUCUUGUUUUAUCUGCUCUCAUGUUCAUAUGUUCAUAUGAUAAAUGUAGCAUCAGCUGUUUCAGCUCCUCUUUAUAAUAAACACACUCUGAUGUGAACACA
Molecule: messenger RNA, 1727 nt
Organism: Acanthopagrus latus (yellowfin seabream)
Lineage: Eukaryota; Metazoa; Chordata; Actinopteri; Spariformes; Sparidae
Exons: 7
Coding region: 519-1373 (284 amino acids)
Source: RefSeq, a predicted model, not a curated record